UUGGAUUUGAUUGGUUUGUAGUUGGUGCUGUUGGUAUGAAAUGAGAAUUCAAAGAUAACUUUGUAAUAUUUUAUUUGUUUUAUUUGGCUAAUAAAAUAAAAUAAACAUGGAGGAUAUCGUCGCCUAUUCGGGGAAUUUAAGAUUUGAUAUCGAAGUUGCAUUAGAACAACAAUUAGGGGCUUUACCCUUACCUUUUCCCGGCAUGGAUAAAUCGGGAGCAUCUAUAUGCGAUUUUUACCUUAGAGGCCUAUGUAGUAAAGGUUCAUCUUGUCCUUUUCGACAUGUUAAAGGUGAUAGGACUGUUGUCUGUAAACAUUGGCUUCGGGGUCUUUGUAAAAAGGGUGAUCAAUGUGAAUUUUUGCAUGAGUAUGAUAUGAGCAAAAUGCCCGAAUGUUAUUUCUAUUCUAGAUUUAAUGCUUGUAGUAAUAAAGAAUGUCCUUUUCUACAUAUCGAUCCAGAGGCAAAGAUCAAAGACUGUCCUUGGUAUGAUCGAGGGUUUUGUAGGCAUGGACCUAAUUGUAGGCAUAGACAUACUAGAAGAGUGAUUUGUCCUAACUAUAUGUGUGGGUUUUGUAUAGAAGGCCCUAAUUGUAAAUUUAUGCAUCCAAAAUUUGAUUUACCCAUACAGGAUCCAGGCCAACAACCUAAAAAGAAUACUAUUACUUGUCAUUAUUGCUCAGAGCCAGGUCAUAAGGCAAUUUCUUGCCCAAACUUGCCGCCAGAAGUACGAGAAGAACAAGGCAGUAGAGCAGCUGCACCAAAUACAACUGCACAACUUGUAAAUAUACAAAUACAAGAUGGUCUGAAAUCUGGAUACAGACCAAUUGAGCAAGUGACAUGUUUCAAAUGUGGCGAGAAAGGACAUUAUGCUAAUAAAUGUCCUAAAGGCCAUUUAGCAUUCCUUAGCCUUGCUUUACAGAACAAUCCUCGACCCCAAUUGCAGCAGUCAUAAAAAUUAUAGCAAGCAUUAUAAUCAUUAUUCAUUUAUUACGUCAUUUCACUUAGAAAUGCGUUUUUAAGUUUCUUAUAUGUUGCAUUAGAAGUAAAUGAAAAUUUAUCAAUUACUUUAUUCAUGAUUUGUUGAAAAUAUUUUUUUUUUUUCAGAAUGUUAUUUAUUUCAUUUUACUAAUAAUUACUUUUGGUUUAUUUUAAUAUAUAAAUUAUUUAGUAAAGUUUUAUA
This is a messenger RNA of Argiope bruennichi, 1180 nucleotides long. RefSeq names its product cleavage and polyadenylation specificity factor subunit 4-like (gene Clp). Bases 107 to 952 code for a protein of 281 amino acids. The transcript has a single exon. Gene Ontology annotation, molecular function: RNA binding; zinc ion binding. NCBI's taxonomy places the organism in Eukaryota, Metazoa, Arthropoda, Arachnida, Araneae, Araneidae. The record is from RefSeq and is a predicted model, not a curated record.